This is a messenger RNA of Penaeus monodon (black tiger shrimp), 804 nucleotides long. RefSeq names its product ionotropic receptor 21a-like. NCBI's taxonomy places the organism in Eukaryota, Metazoa, Arthropoda, Malacostraca, Decapoda, Penaeidae. Gene Ontology annotation, cellular component: membrane. The record is from RefSeq and is a predicted model, not a curated record. Gene Ontology annotation, molecular function: ligand-gated monoatomic ion channel activity. The transcript is spliced from 5 exons.
CGCUUGGAUGGGCGUGGAAUGGGCGGGAACACGAGCGUUGUUUUUGCUGUCAUGGGAACCCUUUUGGGCCAGAACCUGAACCAGUUGCGCUCCCACAGCAAUGCUGCCCGCCUGUUGCUUGGGGCGUGGCUGAUUUUCGCCUUCAUCUUGGGCACCGCCUACAGGGGCAACCUCACCGCCGCCCUCACGCUGCCCAAGUACCCCCCUCGCCCCGAGACGCUGCAGGAGCUUGUGCAGGCUGUGAAGAGGGUGACCAUGCCUUCCUACGGCGUUCAGUUCCGCGACUUCUACAAGCAGUCUGACUCGGAGGUGUUCCGUGCUCUUGCUAGCAUCAUGGAGAUUGUUCCUUCGGCUCAGGAAGGUCUCCGACAUGCCAGCGAAAACAGACAAGCGCACAUCCAAGCCUGAAGGUUCCUGGAGCUGGUGGUGGCGGAGGAGUUCACGCGGGCGGACGGGUCGACGCGGCUGUACUUGGGGCGGGAAAGCGUGUUCCCCGGCCUCUCCGCCUGGCCCAUCCCGCACGAUGCCCCCUACAAGGCCCGCCUCGACCGCUGCAUCAUGGCCAUCAAGGAGGCCGGCCUGUACGAGAAGUGGAGUCGGGACCUGAUGAAGAAAGCCAGGAAGGAAGGUCGGGAGAGACAGGCCAAGCAGACCCAAGCGGACACCGAGAAGGCGCCGAAGCCGAGCGGAAACUCUCCCAUGGCGCUGACGAUCGUCCACCUUCAGGGCCCGCUGAUGCUGGCGGCCCUGGGUCUCGGCGCCGCCAGCGUCACCUUCCUGGGCGAGAUGGCUCAGGUCACGUGA